This is a messenger RNA of Capronia epimyces CBS 606.96, 870 nucleotides long. RefSeq lists its product as uncharacterized. The coding region runs from base 1 to 870 and encodes 289 amino acids. The record is from RefSeq and is a predicted model, not a curated record. NCBI's taxonomy places the organism in Eukaryota, Fungi, Ascomycota, Eurotiomycetes, Chaetothyriales, Herpotrichiellaceae. The transcript has 3 exons.
AUGGCUCCUCUCUCUCUCAAGCUUCUUUUGGUCUAUGCAAAUCUUCUGUUCUCCGCCGCGGCUUCUUCCAGCCCGCAAUGGAACGGCCCCCGCCAAACGUUGCCCUUUGUCCACGACGGACGCGGCCUCGGCUGGGCUCCCCAACCCACCGCAGCGCCCGUCCUGCCCGAGCUUUUGAGGCGACAGGAGGGACCACACACGCUGUGUGGCUACGUCGAUGGAAAUGCAUCUGAACCCGUCCUCUGCCCCGGCGCCUACUGCGGAUACAACACCUUCAACGGAAUUCCCGUGGCCGGCUGCUGUACCAGCACCUACUUGAGCGGCGGAUCCGAUUACCUGACAGGCUGCAACCUUGCAACGACAUGUUUUGAUUAUGGCGCCUGUGAUGCUUCGUGCUCCUCCGCCAACAUGCAGAAUGACUAUGAGACUUGUCUGUCCUCUGCUUAUCCAUACUGUGGCAAGCUCUCCUACACCCAAGAUGGUGCCGUCUCCUUCUUCUGCACAGAUGCCUCUGAUCUCACGUUCUAUGCCGCUUAUGACACCGGGGCAUUGUCGACUAAUUCGCAAUCAACACCGGAAACAACGCCGGAAACAACACCAGAAACAACACAGAACCCCUCGUCUAUUGUUGUCAUCAGCAGCAGCAUCGGCAGCAGUCCCAGUCCCAGUAGCAGCAGCUCUCUCCCAAGCUCCAUCACAGCAUCGCCCGUGCCAUUCACGCAGUCGCAACAGACCACCAGCCCACCGAGUCAGGCUUCGACCACUACGACGACGACUUCAAGUGGCUCCGACAAGCAUCUUUUAUCAGAUACUACGACCAAUGUCAUUUUGGUGUUGACCGCAGUGAUAUUCCUGGUCGUUCUUGUUUGA